GUUUGGAUUUAACUAUACGCUUCGUUUGAAAUUAUUAUAAAUGAAACAUAUCCAUUUGUACAUUAAAUAAUAAAUAUUUGUUUUUUUAUUAUAAAAUAUUUUUUAAUAAAUUAAAUAUAUAAUAGAUUUUCUAAAAAAGAAUAAAGAUAAUAAAUAAAAUAUGACAGAAAAAUUACGAAGAUAUGAGAAAAUUGAUUUUUUAGGGGAAGGACAGUUUGCAACUGUGUAUAAAGCUAAAGAUGUCGAAACAUCUAAGAUUGUUGCUGUGAAAAAGAUUAAAGUUGGAAGUCGUGCAGAAGCCAGAGAUGGUAUAAAUAGGACUGCAUUACGAGAAAUUAAAUUAUUACAAGAAUUAAAACAUGAUAAUGUGAUAGGUUUAUUAGAUGUUUUUGGUCACAAGUCAAAUGUUUCUUUAGUAUUUGACUUUAUGGAUACAGAUUUAGAAAUAAUAAUAAAAGAUAACAACAUAGUAUUAACAGCUGCAAACAUUAAAGCAUAUAUGAUUCAAACUUUACAAGGUUUAGAUUAUUUACAUUAUAAUUGGAUACUUCAUAGGGAUUUAAAACCAAACAAUUUACUUGUUAAUGCUGAGGGUGUUUUAAAAAUUGGUGAUUUUGGUUUGGCUAAAUUUUUUGGUUCACCUAAUCGAAUAAAUACUCAUCAAGUAGUAACAAGAUGGUAUAGAGCACCUGAAUUAUUAUAUGGUGCAAGAUUAUAUGGAACUGGAAUUGAUAUGUGGGCAGUUGGUUGUAUAUUAGCAGAACUUUUAUUACGUGUACCAUUUUUACCUGGAGAAUCAGAUUUGGAUCAACUUACUAGAAUAUUUCAAACGUUAGGAACUCCCACUGAAGAAACAUGGCCAGGAAUGACUGAAUUACCAGAUUUUAUUCAAUUUAAACCUUUUCCUGGUACACCAUUAAAACAUAUAUUUACUGCAGCUGGUGAUGAUCUUUUAGAUUUAAUUGCUAGUUUGUUAAAUGUAAAUCCUUUGGAAAGGUGUACAUGUGAUCAAGCUCUCCAAAUGCCAUACUUUAGCAAUAAGCCAGCACCAACUCCUGGACUUAGAUUACCUCUUCCUACAUCUGUAAAACGUCAACCUGAAGAAAAACCUAGUCUAAAAAGAAAAUUAUUAGAAUCAAUGGAUGGUGCUUCGCUUGCAAAAAGAUUACAAUUUUAAUUAUAAAUUUAACUAGAAUAGUAUAAAUUUUUAUAAAAAAUAACUUGUUGUUAUUGUUUUUCUUAUUAAUUUUAGAAUGAAUUAUUAAUAUUAUAUGAUAAUUUAACAUUAAAUGAAACAAAGAAAUAUACAUUAAUUUAAUUUAUGUAAAUGCAUAUAUAAGUAAACUCAAAUCAUAAGAUAUAUUAAGUAGAUAUUUACAGUGUAUUAUUGUUAUAAUAUGCGAUAUAUAAUUAAUAAUAAUUUUGUUACAAAAUCAUAUAUAUAAUUAAAAUCAAAUAAUUUUAUAAACAUUAAUUUUAUAUAUUAAAAAUUUAUAUUACAUGUAUCGAAAUAUAUUGCUUGUAUAAAAAAUUAAAAUAAAAUGGAAAUGUUAUAGGUUCAAAUAAUAAUACAUAUAUUUGAAAAAUACAACAUUAUGCUGCAUUAUUUUUAUUAACUUAAAAACUAGUAAGAAAUGUUUGAUACGUGAACAAUUUCGUAACUUGUGAGUCAAUUUUAAUAGCAUAAAGAAAUAAUUUGUUGAUAAAUAAAAAUCAUAUUUCGCAGCGUUCUCUAUAGCAAGAUUAAUUAUUUCUGUUUCAUAAGUACAAACAUUAGAUUUUACCAGAUCUUUUUCUAUUUGUUUAUAUUUUUAU
This is a messenger RNA of Apis mellifera (honey bee), 1815 nucleotides long. It is a transcript of the gene Cdk7, whose product is annotated as cyclin-dependent kinase 7. The record is from RefSeq and is a predicted model, not a curated record. Gene Ontology annotation, cellular component: transcription factor TFIIH holo complex; cytoplasm; transcription factor TFIIK complex. Gene Ontology annotation, molecular function: RNA polymerase II CTD heptapeptide repeat kinase activity; cyclin-dependent protein serine/threonine kinase activity; ATP binding. Gene Ontology annotation, biological process: protein phosphorylation; positive regulation of transcription by RNA polymerase II. NCBI's taxonomy places the organism in Eukaryota, Metazoa, Arthropoda, Insecta, Hymenoptera, Apidae. Bases 161 to 1177 code for a protein of 338 amino acids. The transcript is spliced from 5 exons.